Messenger RNA from Bacillus rossius redtenbacheri, 2308 nucleotides. RefSeq lists its product as uncharacterized. NCBI's taxonomy places the organism in Eukaryota, Metazoa, Arthropoda, Insecta, Phasmatodea, Bacillidae. The transcript is spliced from 4 exons. The coding region runs from base 375 to 1031 and encodes 218 amino acids. The record is from RefSeq and is a predicted model, not a curated record.
ACUUGUACGGUGGAUAAUCUUUGACUUGUACCAAGUAGUUCAGUAAAAUUUUCUAUGAGUAUCAGUAAAAUGGGAAUUAACUGGUUUAAAUUUUAACUUUUAUUGUGAAAAUUUCUUGAUUUUUUGAGAAUAUAGAAAGGCCGUUAAAAUAAGUAAUUGUUAGUGGGUUUAUGAAAAAUUCUAGGUAAUAAAUGCAGUAACAUUGCAGACACGACUUAAAAGCGUCCUAUUAUAUUGUAUUUUUAAAAUGAAAUUGCUUAACUUUGAUAUAUCUUUACUAUUUGUAUGAUAAUAAUUUUCACAUAAGUCUUUGUUUUCAAUUUUUUUUAUUAUUGUAUUGUUUGGUAUUAACAAUUUAAUCAAGUAUUAUUAAAAUGACGAGUAAAGUGUUAGAAGCCUGGGAAUCCGUAACCUCAAAUUUGCCCGAUAGAUCAAAUGAUUGGUGGGCGAAAUUAUCAGAAAAGUAUGAGGCGGACGGAAGAAGCUACCAUAAUAUUGACCACUUGACCGAAAAAUUGGAACAUUUUGAAAACGUCAAGAGAGACUUAAAAAAUCCUAGUGCAGUGUGUUUGGCUAUAUUUUUUCAAUAUUUUUACUAUGAUCCAAAGGAAGUUGAUUGUGAAGAAAAGAACAUUGAAUUCUUCAAGCAGUUUGCAGAUGAAUGUAACAUUCCACAGGAGUCCCCCCUGCACGGCGAGGUAGUGCGGCUACUGCGUGGUGCUGCCACCAACAGCACGGAGGAACACAAGACAGAGGGCGCCCACGGAACGGAUGACCUUCACUACCUGCUCGACGUAGACAUGGCCAUCCUGGGGGCGCCCGAGGACCGUUACUCAGAGUACGCCCGCAGAGUGCGCCAGGAGUACGCCUUUCUCAGCGACUCCAUCUACAACCAGCUUAGAGUCAAGGUGCUGCAGAAUUUUUUACAAAUUCCAAACAUAUUUGCAACCAAAAUAUUUCGUGAGAAGUUUGAAAAGCAGGCACGGCUGAAUAUCCAGAGAGAAGUGGAUGGUUUGAAACCACAGAACUGAUAUUACCAGACCAGUUUUUCAUCUUGAUCUCAAAACGGUUGGCUGUGCACGCAAUGCUAGUCUUGGCGGUGGCUGUGAGAACUAGUGGCAACAGGACACUAGCUGUGAAUGUAGUCAACUGCAAAAAGUCUGCUGGCAUUUUAUUUUUGUAUUUCCUUAGUUUUUGUGUUUCCUUAGUUUUUGUGUUUGUGUAAUUUAUUUUGAUAUGUUUUUUUGAUGUUAUAUUAUACUGUGACUCUGUAGUCGUAGCAUACUAUAUGUUUAUAUAUUUAAUACAUAUAUAUUUUAAUGUUUACAUUGUUGUGCGUGUAUUUUCACGUAAUGUAUUCAUUUCAGAUUGUCUAUAAAUUCAAUUUGGCAAAAGAUUUAUAUACCCUAAAGUUUUUAAAAGUCUCUACUGAGUCAGAAAAAUUGUAAUGUUAUUCAUUUUAUAUGAGAUAUGUAAACUACUGCUGCUUAAGAGGUUUGGUAAGAAAGCAAAACUUUAAGGAAGGUGCUCCUAAGGCUGCUGUUUGCAAAAUGUUUUCUUUAGUGACUUGCACAUGCCAUUGUAACUUAUCCAAGUGUUUAGUUUGUACUACAUGUUUCGAGCUUGAGGUGUUUUAUGCAGCAUUCCAAAGACCUGGUUCACUGCCAAUGUCAUUCAGUGCCUCUUCAUACACAAAACAAAUCUCUGUUUUCAAAAUGUUAAAAAAAAAAUGGAAUUGAAAUCUAGUGUUAAGGUUUAAACUGAUAGAUGAUAUUAAACCUCUCUGAUGAACCCAGAUAUUAUGCAACUAUGCACUCCUAAUUCUCAGAAAGUUAAUACUUGUGUAAAACACUUUUUUUUUUUUUUCAAAUGUUACAUUAAACAUAAUUUGUAAGUAGGGAAAUAUGGCAGAUGUCUCCAUGAGCUAGUGAGUUUUCUUGGAGUACUCCUGUUUCCCCUAUCCAUGCAUUUUAUCACAGUUCCAUUCUCAACUCAUUGCAAAUAUAAGCCUGCAAUAUGAGGUAUGUGUAUUAAUAAGUAAUGAGACUGAUCUUUUAAUAUAGAUUUACAGUUAAAUUUUGUCUCCCUCAAAAUAAUCUGCUUGGGAAGCCUCUCAGUACUGGAGAUGGUUCUUUUAGUCCUCAUAGCAAUGCUAGAACUUAGAUAGGUACUGAAAUAAUAGCCUUCAGCUGGACAAUUACAGCUGUUUGAAUGUUUUUGAAUGUCCCAUAAUGACGUCUCUUGAGAUGAUUUGUACAUCUCGGGAAGAGGAAAAAGUCACAAUAUUAUCUUUGAAAGAUUUGUGCAA